This is a messenger RNA of Camelina sativa (false flax), 2157 nucleotides long. RefSeq names its product transmembrane 9 superfamily member 10. Gene Ontology annotation, cellular component: membrane. Gene Ontology annotation, biological process: protein localization to membrane. NCBI's taxonomy places the organism in Eukaryota, Viridiplantae, Streptophyta, Magnoliopsida, Brassicales, Brassicaceae. The record is from RefSeq and is a predicted model, not a curated record.
AUGUUCUUCCCUCUCUCUCUCUUCUUCUGCAUUUAAGAAACCUCACUACACGAAGACGACGAAGACGAAGAAAUCGAGCACAUCCAUGGCGAAAGUUCGGAUUUUGAUCGUCACCCUUGUCUUCUUCUUCUUUCUCAAUGUCAAUGUCAAUGGAUUUUACCUUCCCGGCGUCGCUCCACAAGAUUUUCAAAUGGGAGAUGCUUUGAUGGUGAAAGUUAAUAAACUGACAUCUACAAAGACACAGCUUCCAUAUUCAUACUAUUCUCUUCCUUAUUGUCGUCCAGAACAUAUUGUUGAUAGUGCUGAGAAUCUCGGUGAAGUUCUUCGUGGCGAUCGGAUUGAGAACUCGCCUUUUGUGUUUAAAAUGAGGGAAUCACAGAUGUGUGCUGCGGUUUGUCGCGUAAAGCUCGAUAAGAAAACAGCCAAGGCGUUGAAGGAGAAGAUUGCUGAUGAGUAUCGAGUCAACAUGAUUUUGGACAACCUUCCACUAGUUGUUCCAGUGAAAAGGCCAGAUCAGGACAAUGUUGUUGUGUAUCAGCAUGGUUUCCAUGUUGGUCUCAAGGGCAUCUUUGUUGGUAAAAAGGAGGAAAAGUAUUUUAUCCACAACCACUUGACCUUCACUGUUAAGUAUCACAGAGAUAUAGAGACCGAUUCUUCAAGGAUCGUUGGCUUUGAAGUCAAGCCUUUCAGUAUCAAGCAUGAAUACGAAGGUCAAUGGAAUGAAAAGGCUCGGUUAACAACAUGUGAUCCGCAUACAAAGCGUGCAGUUACUAACUCUGAGUCUCCUCAGGAGGUUGAAGAAGGGAACGAGAUUAUCUUCACAUAUGACGUUGAUUUCCAAGAAAGUGAGGUGAAAUGGGCGUCGAGGUGGGACACUUACCUUUUGAUGGCUGAUGAUCAGAUUCAUUGGUUCUCUAUCGUUAAUUCCAUGAUGAUUGUUCUUUUCCUCUCUGGUAUGGUUGCUAUGAUCAUGCUAAGAACACUCUACCGAGAUAUCUCCAACUACAAUCAGUUAGAAACUCAUGAAGAGGCUCUCGAAGAGACAGGUUGGAAACUGGUACAUGGAGAUGUUUUCAGACCGCCAACAAACCCGGAGUUGCUCUGUGUCUAUGCAGGCACUGGAGUUCAAUGCUUUGGAAUGAUUCUUGUCACCAUGAUCUUUGCUUGUCUUGGCUUUUUAUCUCCUUCAAACCGUGGUGGUCUUAUGACUGCUAUGCUUUUGCUUUGGGUUUUCAUGGGACUCUUGGCGGGAUACGCGUCUUCACGCCUUUACAAAACGUUAAGAGGAACUGAAUGGAAGAAGAUCGCUCUGAAAACUGCAAUCAUGUUCCCUGCUACAAUAUUUGUCGCCUUCUUUGUCCUUAAUGCCAUAAUAUGGGGACAAAAGUCAUCUGGUGCUGUCCCGUUUGGUACAAUGUUUGCCCUUGUAGUCCUCUGGUUCGGCAUCUCUGUUCCGCUUGUUUUCAUCGGUGGCUACAUUGGUUUUAGGAAACCUGCACCCGAAGAUCCUGUGAAAACCAACAAGAUUCCAAGGCAGAUCCCAAUACAAGCCUGGUACAUGAACCCAAUCUUCUCCAUUUUGAUCGGUGGCAUUCUCCCAUUUGGUGCAGUCUUCAUCGAGCUCUUCUUCAUACUUACCUCGAUAUGGUUACACCAAUUCUACUACAUCUUCGGGUUCCUCUUCAUCGUGUUCAUCAUUUUGAUCAUCACCUGCGCAGAGAUCACAGUCGUCCUCUGUUAUUUUCAACUCUGUAGUGAAGACUAUCAAUGGUGGUGGAGAUCUUACUUAACAUCAGGCUCUUCUGCGGUUUACCUCUUUCUUUAUGCCGCCUUUUACUUCUACACUAAGCUCGAGAUCACGAAGCUCGUCUCUGGAAUCCUCUACUUCGGGUAUAUGCUUAUUGUCUCAUAUGUAUUCUUCGUUUUCACCGGCGCAAUUGGUUUCUACGCAUGCUUUUGGUUCACCAGGCUUAUCUACUCUUCAGUUAAGAUUGACUGAUCUUUUGAUCACAUUCUGAGAAAGCUAUUUUCAGUUCUCUAUUUCAUUGUUAUCUUGUUGUAGUUCUUUCUUAGAAAACAUUUGUGAUAAUUUUGAGAUAUGUACACAGAAACUUUAUUUUAUUGCAAACAUACAAAAAGCUGAAUUGUGUCAAACAA